GAUCCAGGAGCAGAGGAGGAGAAGAUUCGCGGAGAAGACUUCAACCCGCAAUAGCUGUAAAAUUAAAUAGAUCGAUUGAUCUUCGACCGUUUUACUGAUUCAUCAUCAUGGCGCACGAGAUGACCGAAGAUCAGAUCUCCGAAGUCAAAGAAGCUUUCAACGCUUUCGACAAGGACGGCGAUGGCCGCAUCACGACGAAGGAGUUGGGCAGAGUCCUUCGUCAAAUCGGUUACAGUCCCACCGACCACGAGCUUCAGGACAUGAUUAACGAUCUCGACGCCGACGCCAAUGGUACCGUCGAGUUUGGUGAAUUCCUCAACCUCAUGUCCAAGAAGAUGAAGGACUUAGAGUCGGAAGAAGAUGAAUUGAAAGAGGCCUUCAUGGUGUUCGACAAGGACCAGAACGGUUUCAUAUCUUCUCAAGAGCUGAUGUACGUGAUGAUGAACCUGGGCGAGAAACUGUCUAAAGAGGAAGCAGAGGAAAUGAUCAAGGAAGCUGGUAGCCAAAGCGACGGCCAGAUUAACUACGAGGAGUUUGUUAAAGUUUUGUUAGCCAAAUGAAAUAAAAAUCAAAUAAUUUCGGAAAGGGUUAAUUGUUGGUUUCCUUGUGCCGAAAUGAAAAGGAAACACGAUG
Molecule: messenger RNA, 633 nt
Organism: Chara braunii
Lineage: Eukaryota; Viridiplantae; Streptophyta; Charophyceae; Charales; Characeae
Source: the annotation of a GenBank genome assembly